Volvox carteri f. nagariensis is the source of this 1400-nucleotide messenger RNA. It is a transcript of the gene CapA, whose product is annotated as regulator of actin cytoskelton capa. The record is from RefSeq and is a predicted model, not a curated record. Gene Ontology annotation, cellular component: cytoplasm. Bases 33 to 1400 code for a protein of 455 amino acids. Gene Ontology annotation, molecular function: actin binding; adenylate cyclase binding. NCBI's taxonomy places the organism in Eukaryota, Viridiplantae, Chlorophyta, Chlorophyceae, Chlamydomonadales, Volvocaceae. The transcript is spliced from 12 exons. Gene Ontology annotation, biological process: cytoskeleton organization; regulation of adenylate cyclase activity.
UGCAGUACAUCCCGCCUCAAGCGCAGCAGAGCAUGCAGAGCUUUGAGGAGGCAUUCCAGGGCACUGGGCGGGUGUUGGAGGUGGCGGCGGUUGCGAAGAAGCCGGAUGACGCUGCUGAGCUGCAGCGGCUGCUGGCCCCGGUGGCUGAGGCCAUGGGAGCCGUCACCGCGGCUGCGGAGGGCCGGGUCACGUGUCCCAACCACCUCAAAGUUCUGUCGGAGGCGGUGGGGGCGCUUGGGUUUCUGGCGUACACUGGACAUGGGUGCGGCAUCAGCCCCCCCCGGCAGCAUGUCGCCGACAGCUGGCAGUCCGCAGAGUUCUAUUCCAACAAGCUGCUGAUGGAGUUCCGCGGGAAGGACGACAACCAAGUGGCGUGGGUGCGGGCGUUGAAGGUGCUUAUUCAGCAGUUGGAGCAGUUCGUGGUGCGGCAUUGUCCCACGGGUCUGCGGUUCGAUCCCAACGGAGUGCCAGUGGCGACGGCGAUGCGCGGCGGCGGCGGCGGCGGCGGCGCAGUGACACCCGCUGCAGCGGCCCCAGCGGCGGUGACGGCGGCGGUGACGGCGCCCAGUAAGCCAGCCGUACGGGCCCCGCCACCCCCUCCCCCGGGCCCACCUCCGAAACCAUUGAGUCCGGAGGAGCUGGCGGCGGCGGCGGAUACAGGAGGAGGAGAAGGUGGCAACAUGUCAGCGCUGUUUAAGGAGCUGUCGAAGGGCGAGGGGGUCACCGCGGGUCUGAGGAGGGUCACAGCGGACAUGAAAACGAAACACAACACCGACAAGACGGGGAAGGUGCCAGCGACAUCGGCGUCGGCGUCGGCGUGUACAGCAGCAGCAGCAGCAGCAGCAGGCAGCGGCACAGCGCCAGCGGCGGGCACCAAGUGGGUUGUGGAGAACUUCUCCGGACGGCAAGACCUGCUGGUGGAAAACAACGCACCCAAGAACUCCGUGUACGUGUAUGGCUGUACGGAUUGCGUCGUACAGGUCCAAGGCAAGGUGAACGCUAUCACUCUGGACAACUGUCGGCGAGUGGGAGUGGUGUUUGGGAACGUCAUUUCCUCGGCAGAGGCCGUGAACUGCAACAGCGUGCAGCUGCAGACCACGGGUACCGUACCCACCAUCAGCGUAGAGAAGACGGACGAAGCACAGCUGUUUUUGAGCCAGCAGGCAAGCGGGGCUUAUCAUCGCGCCAAAUGCUCGUCCAUUAAUGUGGUUGUCGUACCGGCCGAGGGUGACUCAAGCGACCCGCAUGAGCACGCGGUUCCGGAGCAAUUUAUUUCCACUUUCCAAGGGGGGAAGCUGAUCACGGUGAGUUGGUUGGGAAGUGGUUGGGAGGGGGUAUUGAAAAGGGGGGAGAGGGAGGGCUGUGAUGCUGGUCCGGGUGCUUAUGGUCUGUCUGAAUGA